CUUGUUGUGCGACAAGUCGACCGAGGACGGCAGGCAAGCCCGCGUGCUCAGUUCAGUUUUUGCUCCAGUCACAAACGGGUGGUGCAUCGAGGAAAAAGCUGCCGCACGAUGGAUCUGUAUUACAUGCCCGAUUCCGCCCCGUGCCAAUCCGUUCGGCUGCUUGCCAAGGCAAUGAACUUGCCCCUCAAUCUGAUCCAUCUGGAUCUUUUUAAAGGGGAGCAUUUGAAGCCGGAGUUUCUCAAGAUUAACCCGCAGCAUGUGAUCCCGACGAUAACCGAUAACGACUUCGUGCUGUGGGAGUCCCGCGCUAUCCUUAUCUAUUUGUGCGACAAGUACGGCAAAGGUGACGCAUGGUACCCGCGCGAUCCAAAGAAACGGGCCAUCAUCAACCAGCGGCUGUACUUCGAUAUGGGUACCCUCUAUCAACGUUUCUCCCAGCGUUUCUAUCCGGUGAUUUUUGAGGAGAAACCUCUGCUGGAGGAAACGCUCGCACCAAUGGAGGAAGCUUUCGGGUUCCUGGAAACAUUCCUCACCGGCAGUACGUACGUCGCAGGGGAUCGUAUUACGAUUGCUGAUCUGUGCGUUGCGACGACCAUUACCUGCAUGAAGGUCGCUGCCGGACUGGAUUUUACGCAGUAUCCAAACAUCGAACGAUGGUACGGACUGAUCUCGUCGGAGGUGGCCGGGUUUGAAGAGAUUUGCGUUCAGGGUACGGCAGGAUUUACACCGUACUUCGAGGUGGUAAAGAAACAACAGUGACGAGGUGACUCAGCAUUUUAGAUGAAAUAAAGCUGCCUCUGGCGAAGGUUUUCGCAUGAUAAGAUAA
Wyeomyia smithii (pitcher-plant mosquito) is the source of this 826-nucleotide messenger RNA. Its product is annotated as glutathione S-transferase 1-1-like. The record is from RefSeq and is a predicted model, not a curated record. Gene Ontology annotation, molecular function: glutathione transferase activity. The coding region runs from base 109 to 759 and encodes 216 amino acids. The transcript has 2 exons. Gene Ontology annotation, biological process: glutathione metabolic process. Lineage: Eukaryota; Metazoa; Arthropoda; Insecta; Diptera; Culicidae.